Molecule: messenger RNA, 2521 nt
Organism: Pomacea canaliculata
Lineage: Eukaryota; Metazoa; Mollusca; Gastropoda; Architaenioglossa; Ampullariidae
Product: alpha-(1,3)-fucosyltransferase C-like
Exons: 3
Coding region: 150-1511 (453 amino acids)
Cellular component (GO): membrane
Molecular function (GO): alpha-(1->3)-fucosyltransferase activity
Source: RefSeq, a predicted model, not a curated record
GCCUCAUAGUCACACAGUGACAUCCCUUUGUGGAACGUUGCUGUAAAAAACCUUCACUUCAGCACAUCACCUCUGGCAGGUGCAUAGACAAGUCCCGAGACAAUUUUAUUCAAAGUUUACAAUGGAGAAGGAAGAAUUUUCGACAGUUCAUGGGAAUUUGCGGAUUCAAGAUGCUUUUGGCAUUUCUAGGACUCCUGACUGUGUUGUACCUACUGACUUGCAGCUCAGCAAACAUCUUGAAGUUUCGUCCACUGAUCUCAACAGUCUGGUCACAACACAGUUCAGACCAAAACGUUUCAACAGCUUACUACUUACUUCAGUGGCAGUCAAAUUCUACACUAAAACAUUCUAGCACUAACUCCACGCUUAAGUACAAUGGGACAACUACUCAAAGACCGUGUUGCCGAGAACAUUCUUCAACAACAUAUUACCUACGUCACUUCCGAUCGAGAUUUAUAGUUGAUCCUACCAGCCAUCAACUGACGCUUGAUCAAAGGAACCUCCCUGAUUUAUCCUUCUCUAAAGUAAGGACUGACAGUAGAGCCUCUGCUGUUAACAAUAAGUUGAUUGUAUGGUACAACAUGCCUGAGUGGAUGAAAAGAAGGUCGGAUGCUGAGUUGUUUGGCCACUGUCCAGUCAGCACGUGCAACUUGUCCACAAACUUUAGUGCGGAUAGAGCCGCUGGCGACGCUGUGGUGUUUCACGACGCUCCAUCACACAUACCAGUGCCAACUCGAGCUUUUCCUGACCAGGUGUAUGUCUUCUUCAUGUUAGAACCGCCGCCGAUUGCUGGAUCUGCGUAUCGAAACACACCGUGGAACUCAGUUUUCAAUUGGACAUGGACCUACAGGCAGGAUGCCGAUAUAAAGAAGACAUACUUCCUUCUGGAGAGUUCUCGACAGUUGCCAAAUAUUAGUUUCCUAAAAGAUUUAGUUCGAAGGAAGGAAAAGCCUGCGGCAUGGUUUGUUUCUAACUGCGAUAGGGACCAAGCCCAACGACUACGUUACGUUGAGAGACUGAAGGAAGUUCUCCCUGUGGACGUAUAUGGACGAUGUGGGACUCUGCACUGCACAACCUGGGCCAAAGAAUGCGACACCAUGCUUACAAAGUACUUUUUCUAUCUUUCAUUCGAGAACUCCUUUUGCCAGGAUUACGUGACAGAGAAGUUUUCUCGAGCCUUCUUGAAGGAUGUGUACGUGGUUCCUGUUGUGCGCGGUGGGCUGAACUACUCUCACCACUUUCCUGAAGGAAUUUUUAUCAACGCCGAUGAUUUUAACAGCCCAGAAGAACUGGGGAUGUAUCUGAAAAAGCUUAUGAUGGACGAAGACGCCUACAUUGACAUGUUGUGGCGAAUCGCUCAUUUUAUCAUCAAAUCUUACGAUGAUCCUGACCAGUUCUCGUGGUGCCAGUUGUGUGACAAGCUACACAGGCUGCAGGACAAUGCCAAGACGUAUCCAGACCUCUUUGAAUGGUACCACAGUGGUAAAUGCCGACCACCAAGGAAAUUCUAGAGCUUGGUACAGUUCGUGGCAUACACUGGUGAUGGUGCGAUGUGGACACAACUUUUUUUCUUUUAUUCGUUCAGACGGCUGAACAGGCAGCUCAUCAGCUCGACCUUUUCAUCAAAUAUUAAUAACAAAUGGGCAAAAGCAAGGCGCAAUAUCUUUUUUCUAUUUCUUUACAAGCUGCACUCAUUACUAUAAUUUCUAACAGGAAAGAAAAAUGAUGUGGCCAUUGAUCAAAGGGAAAUAACUCAAGAAAUAACGAUUCAUCGCGACAACCGCCAAUUUACUUCCCUUGGAAUAUGAAGCGAGUAUUACCGUCUACUUUGCUUAAUCACAUUGUUUGCUAUGAAACCGUUUUAAAUUUUUUUUUAUUUUAACGAAUUUCCCUACUUGUGGCCUCUUACUGUUUUAAGAAAGUACUUUUACUUGCUUUAAGGCUAUCGAAAUUAGGAAUCAUUGAUACACUUCUCUUGAAGAUGACAAAGUAAAUAAAAUAAAAGAAAUUUAAGUGUCACCAAUGUGAGGAAGCUGUAUGACUAAGUUAGAACAACUCAAUAAGCAGUUUUUAUGUUUGCAGAUGCAAUUUGAGAAGUUCUGAUUCAUUUUAAUUGAGCAUUUUCUUCGAGCAGCCUCACAACCAAAAGAGUUUGCGCUCUAAGCGCUAGUAAAAGUAAUAAAGCAAAUGACAUCAACACACGCGCUAACAAUGGCAUGUCAUCAUACUCAACCACACACACUAAACCACCAAUUAGUAGGCUAAAAAUACAUUUGUAAUUAACUAGUUGGAAAUCAAGUAUUGAAGAGCACAUUUGACCAAUGAAAACACACAUCUGAAUCGGCGGUCACUAGUGGAUUCUAAGGUGGGCUAAGUGGGAAUGUGUAGAGUAGAGCACGCAUACGAACACACACACACACACCCACACACACACGCCAACAAACACACACACAGCUCGAACUAAGAUGAAACUUCAUUUAUCCAAGAUGGCAGUUAGGGUUAGCUCGACAUGAAAACACAA